AUGCAGCACCUCAACGGCUUGGUUGCAACCGUCCGAGAACAUCGCCGGUACGGCCAUCCAUGCUUUGUUCCAAAGCCAGAGUCUGGAGACACCAGGCUCAGACUUUGUGUGAGGUGGGAAAAUCCAAAUGAGGAGAAUUCCACGGGAGCACUGCUUCUUGAGCCGCGCUUUCUUUCUCUCUGCGUAAGGGACCUUCAGGGCACGCCUCCAGCCCAGACCAGCAGCCUUUCUGUGCCAAAGACACUUCUCACCUCGAAGCGAUGCUGUCAGCCUGGGCUUCCUCCCUCUGUGAAGCCCCACUCCGUCGAGUCGUCUGCGCUACAAGCAGUGGAUGAAGUUGAGCCGACAGCCAACAGCUCGUCCAAGGUAGAAGGGCCCAUCAUGCCGAUUCCUUCGUGCACGGGCGGAUUUCUUGGCAUGCUGUCUUGGCUUGUGGGGGCGCAUACUCGACAUGUGGAGGAAGAGUUUCCAACAGUCAUUCGCUUGUCAUCCGUUUUGGCAGCUGCUGAUCCCCUACCCCGUGAGCAGCUAUCCUGGCUGCUGCCAAUAGCAGAGAUGAGCGCUGCUGAUGAAGCAGACCCCGAACUUGUCUCUGAAUGCACCGACAGAGUUGAGAGAAUUCAACCCAGCUGCGGUGAUGUUCCGGAGCCAGGUGAUCUCGUCAUCUUGGAGUGCGCUCAUUCAGCGAAAUUUAACAUGUGCCCAGCCGUCGUCACAGGCGUUGAGGCGCCAAGCUGUACAGUCGCCGUCCUGGACGACUCGCGAUCUGUCUUCAUUGGGGAGUGCCGAGUGAACUUAUGGGAGACCCUCCCGGUACACUCUGAGUGGCGGCUGGGUACACACGUCGUACUUGGCGGUCUGCAGAGCAGCCAUAUGACCCAUCUCAAUGGCUUGUCCGCUGUCAUUUGUCCUCACAAACGCCAUGGACAUCCUUGUUUCGUGCAGAAGCCCAGUGCACCAAACACCGGCAAUUGGCUAACACUUUGCAUUCGUUUUGACAACCCGGAGAAGUCCUCAAUGCACGCGGUUCUUCUGGAGCCUCGCUUCUUGUCGCCCUUGGAAAACAAAUCUUUGCCGUCCCCAAGGAUAACCGAGUGCUACACGCCUUCAAGGCCCGGCACGCCAAGUCUCCAAAAGUCUACAUCAGGGGCGGUCUACGCAAGACAGAGCUCUCUGACGUCGCAAGGUUCAUAUCAGAAACAGGUCUCAGGCAUCUCGCAAGGCAGCCAUGGGAGGCGUCCGGUGCAAAAGUCCAGAAGCCUUCAAAGUCACCCAAAAGACCCCAGACUUCAAAAGCAGCCAACGAUUCCAUCACGGAGCCAGUCCUCGUCAACCGCGACAAGCAGUAUCAUGAGACAAGUUUCGUCACCAUCUGCAACUUCAGGCGAGUCCAGGCUUAGCUUACGAGAGAGGAUGCCAGAGCCAGAGCUCAUAAAGGAAAUCCGUGAGCUCAAGGAGUCUUUGAAGACCAUGACGAAGGAAAGCGCAAGUUCCUAA
This is a messenger RNA of Symbiodinium pilosum, 1497 nucleotides long. Lineage: Eukaryota; Dinophyceae; Suessiales; Symbiodiniaceae. The record is from the annotation of a GenBank genome assembly.